Molecule: messenger RNA, 2700 nt
Organism: Anoplopoma fimbria (sablefish)
Lineage: Eukaryota; Metazoa; Chordata; Actinopteri; Perciformes; Anoplopomatidae
Gene: tfe3a
Product: transcription factor binding to IGHM enhancer 3a
Exons: 11
Coding region: 71-1585 (504 amino acids)
Biological process (GO): regulation of transcription by RNA polymerase II
Cellular component (GO): nucleus
Molecular function (GO): DNA-binding transcription factor activity, RNA polymerase II-specific; protein dimerization activity; RNA polymerase II cis-regulatory region sequence-specific DNA binding
Source: RefSeq, a predicted model, not a curated record
GUGAGUCUCUGACCCCCGGUGGCUGCUGGGUAAUAGAGUGUUCCAUAAACAGACUCUGGAUAUAAUAAUAAUGUCUGCUGUCGGCUCGGACCAGAUCCAGAACCGGACCGGAGCCGAACCGGAGCCGCUGGAGGCGGAGAUCCUGCAGCAGACCGUGUUCCUGAUCCUGGACUCUGCUGAAACCCUCAACCUGGUCCGGGUGGAGUCUGGAAUCGUUGCUGACAUCGAGGUUGACAGUUUGAUUCCGUCUGACUGCGACACUUUCUACGAGAUCAAGAGUCAGCCAAUCAGCAUCAGUUCGUCAACAGCAUCAUGUUCAUCUUCACUGCCCUCCAGGGUUUUGAUGCGGCAGGAUCUGAUGCGUCAGCAGGCUCUGGAGGAGGAGCAGAAGGAGGUGCAGCAGCAGCUCCUCCGCUCUACAGACUCGUCCUCCCCCAUCUCUGUCUCUGUGUCCUCCUCCUGCAGACCUCCUGCUCAGGUCCCUGUGGAGGUGCUGAAGGUGCAGACUCACCUGGAGAACCCCACCAGGUAUCACAUCCAGCAGGCUCAGAGGCAGCAGGUCCGUCAGUACCUCGCCACCGCAAAGACGGCCAAUCAGGACGCAGCUGGGCCGUCACCAAGCCCCGCCCCCAAACUAUACACCGCAGACAGCAUCAGAAAAUCACAGAUUGAAGAGACUGUCAUCGAUGACAUCAUCAGCCUGGAGUCGAGUCUAAAUGACGAGUUUCUGACACUGAUUGAAUCCGGACUACAGCUCGCCAACACGAUGCCGGUGUCGGGGAACAUGCUGGACGUGUGCGGCGGCAGCGGGGCGAUGGCCACGCCCACCGUCACCGUUAGCAACAGCUGCCCGGCCGACCUGCAGGCCGUCAAGAGAGAGGUCAACGAGGUGGAGACCAAAGCUUUGAUCAAAGAGAGACAGAAGAAAGACAACCACAACCUCAUCGAGAGGAGGAGGAGGUUCAACAUCAACGACCGGAUCAAAGAACUCGGAGCUCUCAUCCCCAAGUCCAGCGACCCGGAGUCCAGGUGGAACAAAGGAACCAUCCUGAAGGCGUCGGUGGACUACAUCCGCAAACUUCAGAAGGAACAACAGAGAGCCCGAGAGCUGGAGGAGAGACAGAGGAGGCUGGAGAACACCAACCGGAACCUGCUGCUGCGUGUACAGGAGUUGGAGCUUCAGACUCGCCUCCACAGUCUCUCCUCCUCCUCCUCCUCACCUCUGCCCACCUCCUGCUCCUCCUCCUCCUCUCUGGACCCCCAGGCCCUGCUCUCCCCCGCCCUGCCUCACCCGUUCUCCUCCUCCUCCCUGGUGACCCCCUGUCUGGGUCUGGACGCCCUGAGCUUCGUGGACCUGGACGAGCCUCAGGGCGCCACGGCCGUCUUCUCCUCAGACCUGAUGUGUGAGGUGGAGCUGACGGAGCUCCACGGCCUGGGAGACAUCCUGAUGGAGGAGGGGGGGAGGGGCGAGGGCCGACCCGCUUCUGUCCUGUGGAGCCUCAAAGACCAGCAGCAGGAGGAGCAGCUUCAGCAUGGAGGAGGACCUCUGAUGGCUCCUCAGACCGACUCACAGCUGAUUGGCUGAUAACGAGCGCGCUCACAGCUGAUUGGCCGGCAGAGGCUCCAGGUGUCUGCAGGUGAUCAAUAACUCUGAGAAUCUGGUUUAAUGGUUAAACACAAAACACUUCAGUAAAAACUUUUUUACGAUGAAAGACAUUUUAAUUAGUUUAAACUUCUGUUCUCGUUUGUUUUUUAUCUCGUGACAUCACUUCCUGUCUGGAUGAGCUUCUGAUCAAGUGGAGACAAAGUCUAUUUAUUUGAAAUGUUCCUGGAACAACUGUUAGCAUUAGCAUUAGCAUUUGCAUGUUCACCACAAGAUGAUCUGAUUGAUCUGAUUGAUCAGUUUGACCAGCAGGUGGCAGCAGAGGCUCAGCAGUCUGUUCAGGUGUGAACUCACCUGUAGAUGUGAUUCUGUCCAUAAACACAUUGAAUCUAUAAUCACUGUGUGCUGGAAACAAAUGAUUGAGAUGAAUCUGAUCGGGUCGAAUAUUGAUCUGAAGUCUGUGAUCUUCAGAGGAAACGAAUGGACGACAGUCUUUAGAAUUCACCUUUUCAUAGUAGUUAUGUGAAGAACAUUUAUUCUUAUUAGAGAUGAUGUAAUCUAUAACAUGUUAUUAGUUCAGCCUUUUGUAAAACAACUUUUUAUAUCAUGAUAAUUUAAAUGAACAUUUCUCUGACCCCUGACCCCCAGAGGUCCCAGGAGCCCCAGUUUGAGAAACUGCUUUGUUUUUUUUAAAUGUUUACAGAUGCUUGCUGUUAGCUGUAGCUCAGUACGUACAGAUGCUAGCUGUUAGCUGUAGCUCAGUACGUACAGAUGCUAGCUGUUAGCUGUAGCUCAGUACGUACAGAUGCUAGCUGUUAGCUGUAGCUCAGUACGUACAGAUGCUAGCUGUUAGCUGUAGCUCAGUACGUACAGAUGCUAGCUGUUAGCUGUAGCUCAGUACGUACAGAUGCUAGCUGUUAGUUAGAAUCCGGUCAUCAGUCGUCCGUCUUCAUAAAGGGACUUUUGUUUGUCUUCAUGUUUGUUGUUCUUCUGAUUUAUGACAUUUAUGAUUUAUUGUUUUUUGUCUGAAUAUGAUCUGUUUCAAUUCAGCAUCAUGUUUGUUUUUAUAGAUUCAAACUUUUAUAUGGAAAUAAAGU